This is a messenger RNA of Mesorhabditis belari, 2526 nucleotides long. The record is from the annotation of a GenBank genome assembly. Lineage: Eukaryota; Metazoa; Nematoda; Chromadorea; Rhabditida; Rhabditidae.
AUGGACACAUCAUGGGUGGCUGAGACAAGAGCCUCCACGAGUACAGCCACCACAAAUGGACCGUGGAGUAUUGAGAGUCGGCAGAAGCUAAAACUUGAUCAGGUCGGCAACUAUCACAUCGUGAAAUCGAUUGGUCGAGGAAACUUCGCUACGGUGAAACUCGCUAAACAUGAAAUCGCGAAGACAAAGGUUGCUGUCAAAAUCGUGGACAAGACAACGAUCGAGCCAGAGAAUCUGAUCAAAAUCGAGCGAGAGAUCGAGAUUUUGAAGAGACUUGAGCAUCCACAUAUUGUCAAACUUUAUGAGGUGAUGCGAUCGGAUCGUUUUAUUUACAUUGUCACUGAGUAUUGUUCAGGUGGAGAGAUGUUUGAAACUCUUGUCGAGAGAGGAAGGAUCGCCGAGGAUGAAGCAAGGCGAUGGUUCUCCCAGGCAGUCUCUGCUCUCGCUUAUUGCCAUGAAAUGGGUGUCGUUCAUCGAGAUCUUAAAGCCGAGAAUGUUCUCAUUGACAAGAACAAUGACAUCAGAAUCAUUGAUUUUGGCUUUUCGAACUUUCAAUCAGCGGGUCACUUGCUCAAAACGUCGUGUGGAUCACCUCCAUACGCUGCUCCAGAAUUGCUGUUAGCUAAUGAUUACGAUGGGACCAAGGCAGAUAUUUGGAGUCUUGGCGUUCUUUUAUACAUCAUGGUGACAGGCGGGUUUCCAUUCCCGGGAGAUUCUAUCGACAAAUUGAAAAGAGCCAUCUUCUCUGGACCCUUCAAGAUACCAUAUUUUGUUUCAGUCGAAUGCUCUGAUCUUCUGCGAAAGAUGCUCGUUUUGACACCAGCUAAACGAUACAACAUUCAACAAGUGCAGCAACAUCGAUGGCUAACGACAAAAUGCGAAGACUCUCUCUCAGCAUCCACCAACAAUUUGCCUAAUGAUCAUUUAUUGAAUACGAAGAUUUCUGAGAAGAAAAAGUUGAGUACAACGGUGCUUCUCUUCCUUCAACAGCACUCAAAAUGGGCUGAAGAGCAAAUUAUUGAGGAUGUUGACAAGAAGAACUAUGAUGGACCAAUUUAUGCAGCUUAUGAGCUUUUGUGCGAGAAAUUAAGAGCCGCUACUGAAGACGAAGUAGCUGAUCAACCGAGGAGAGGAAGUCGAGGCAGUAUUCUGUCGGGCAAAGCCAAUGUUGACCCUGAACCAGCAGCGCCGACGAUCUCCGCUCAUCACUUGGCUCAGCUCAGCUUGUUGUCAAGUGCAGAAUAUGAAUCCGACGACUCUUCAGCUUCCGAAAUGUGCGAUGACUCUCCAUGUUCAUCAUCAAGGCGAAAAGAUAAUCGGCAAAAGAUCUCCGAAGCUAUGCCAAACAAUCAGAAUCGAGAGCAGAGAAGACACACACUUUGUGCAACCGAACCACUGCUACCACCGGAACUUUUGGCACAGCUUGGAGGCGUUGCCGGUCUACAAGCUGCAGCCGCUCUGCAACUUCAACAAACGAACAUCCAAGCUCUCCUUGGUGGACAACCACCGGGUCUCGUUCAUCCAUAUGGAGGAUUGCUUUCUGGAUUCUCUCCAUUGCCUAUCAACGAACAUCCGACUCUUCAUAUUCCAUACAUGGGUGAACGUAGAGCAAGUGCUUCUGAAGCUCUAUUCGCUGCUCAUUUGAUGAGCGCUCAAGGGGCAUUCCCGACUGGGAGUGAAAGUCCGACAGCAUCGGGAAGUGGCACAAAUAUGGGAAUUGAAGAAGAAGGAAGGAAGUACUUGAAUCAACACGGGUCCACUAAACGAAACACGGUUCAUGGAAUGGCCUCACCGAUACCGAGUGCUUUAAGCAAUCAGCGGCAUUUGAGGCAAAUUCAAAUCACCGCCUCGCAGCAAAGUCAACUUGAAAAGCUUUAUCUUCAACACAUUCAUAAAGGAGGCAGACACAUGUCAGCAGGCUCCGACUUGUUUCAAAUCAAGCAACUUCAACGGGAAUUCCAGCAACUUGGAAAAUUGGCUGCUGGAGGAGCAUCACCAACACACGCACACUCUUUGGCCACUGAUUCAUCCUCGUUUUCUCUCAAAUGCACUCCAAGAAUCUCGAUCACUGAUGAAAACAACAAAUUGCUAGGGCCACCCGUUGGUCCAAGCUCAUCCGCCACUUUUAACCCUGUUGCAAUGUUUGAUCAAAAGGCAAACGAAGUGCUGUAUGGAAGUGAACGACCAGCCACCGUGAUCGGUUUCACGACGAAUCAAGCGAUCAACAGUGGAGCCUCUACACCAGAUCAAUCACAUUUCCGAUCGGAGAGUCGUGGAACGACGCUAAUUUGUGCAGCCGAACCGGUUGAAGUGGUGCACGAAGUGAAGGUUUUCUUCGAUGGUAAAAAGAUUCAAUACGAGGAGUCAGCUGAUGAGAAAGAUGGUUGCUGGAUAAACACUCCAGGGAUUCGUCUCUUCAUUCGACCAACCGAGGAUCGAACGCAUGUGGAGCUGGUUUUGUUACAGGAAUUCUCUGAGCGCAUCGCUGAAGAGCUCGUCUAUCUACUCAAAAAUCUAGAUUACAUU